Apaloderma vittatum (bar-tailed trogon) is the source of this 3025-nucleotide messenger RNA. It is a transcript of the gene NALCN, whose product is annotated as sodium leak channel, non-selective. The record is from RefSeq and is a predicted model, not a curated record. The transcript is spliced from 26 exons. Gene Ontology annotation, molecular function: monoatomic cation channel activity. Gene Ontology annotation, cellular component: membrane. Gene Ontology annotation, biological process: monoatomic ion transport; transmembrane transport. The annotation marks the transcript as partial. NCBI's taxonomy places the organism in Eukaryota, Metazoa, Chordata, Aves, Trogoniformes, Trogonidae.
GGCCUGCACUAGACAACGCAUGCUGAGCGGAUCCUUUGAGGGACAGCCAGCAAAGGAAAGGUCAAUACUUAGUGUCCAGCAUCAUAUACGACAAGAACGCAGGUCACUGAGACAUGGUUCCAACAGCCAGAGAAUCAGCAGAGGAAAAUCUCUUGAAACUUUGACUCAAGAUCACUCCAAUACAGUGAGAUACAGAAAUGCACAGAGAGAAGACAGUGAAAUAAAGAUGAUCCAAGAAAAAAAAGAACAAGCUGAAAUGAAGAGGAAAGUCCAAGAAGAGGAGCUACGAGAGAAUCAUCCAUAUUUUGAUAAACCACUUUUCAUAGUUGGUCGUGAGCAUAGAUUCAGAAAUUUCUGCCGAGUGGUGGUACGAGCUCGCUUUAAUGCUUCUAAAACAGAUCCUGUUACUGGAGCUGUGAAAAAUACCAAAUACCAUCAGCUUUAUGACUUGCUGGGUUUGGUUACUUACCUGGACUGGGUCAUGAUCAUUGUUACGAUAUGCUCCUGCAUUUCCAUGAUGUUCGAAUCCCCCUUUAGAAGAGUUAUGCAUGCUCCAACGCUCCAGAUUGCUGAGUAUGUUUUUGUAAUAUUCAUGAGCAUUGAGCUUAAUCUGAAGAUUAUGGCAGAUGGCUUGUUUUUUACACCAACAGCUGUCAUUAGGGACUUUGGAGGAGUUAUGGACAUAUUUAUAUAUCUUGUGAGUUUAAUAUUCCUGUGCUGGAUGCCACAGAACGUCCCUGCCAAAUCCGGAGCUCAACUGUUAAUGGUACUCCGCUGCCUCCGACCUCUUCGAAUUUUCAAACUGGUCCCUCAAAUGAGGAAAGUGGUGCGAGAGCUGUUUAGUGGCUUUAAAGAGAUCUUUUUGGUUUCUAUUCUUUUGCUGACAUUAAUGCUUGUUUUUGCAAGCUUUGGAGUGCAGCUGUUUGCUGGAAAACUGGCUAAAUGCAACGAUCCGCACAUCAUCUCUAGGGAAGAUUGUCAUGGCAUCUUCAGAAUAAAUGUAAGCGUUUCCAAAAAUCUCAAUUUAAAGUUAAGACCUGGAGAGAAAAAGCCUGGAUUUUGGGUGCCACGAGUCUGGGCAAAUCCUCGGAAUUUUAAUUUUGACAAUGUGGGAAAUGCAAUGCUGGCACUAUUCGAAGUUCUGUCAUUAAAAGGUUGGGUGGAAGUCAGAGAUGUUAUUAUUCAUCGCGUUGGGCCGAUCCAUGGAAUCUACAUUCAUGUUUUUGUAUUCCUUGGCUGCAUGAUCGGACUGACCCUUUUUGUUGGAGUCGUCAUUGCUAAUUUCAAUGAAAACAAGGGAACGGCUUUACUGACUGUAGAUCAGAGACGAUGGGAAGAUCUGAAAAGCAGACUGAAGAUAGCACAACCUCUUCAUCUCCCACCUCGUCCGGAUAACGAUGGCUUUAGAGCUAAGAUGUAUGAUAUAACUCAGCAUCCUUUUUUUAAGAGAACUAUUGCUGUACUUGUUCUGGCCCAGUCUGUGUUGUUAUCAGUUAAGUGGGAUGCUGCAGAUCCGGUGACUGUGCCUUUAGCAACAAUGUCCGUUGUUUUCACCUUCAUUUUUGUCCUUGAGGUCACAAUGAAGAUUAUUGCCAUGUCACCGUCUGGCUUCUGGCAAAGCAGAAGAAAUCGAUAUGAUCUCCUGGUGACGUCUCUUGGAGUUAUAUGGGUGAUACUUCACUUUGCCUUACUGAAUGCAUACACAUACAUGAUGGGGGCAUGUGUAAUUGUCUUCAGGUUUUUCUCCAUUUGUGGGAAGCAUGUGACACUAAAAAUGCUACUCCUGACUGUGGUUGUCAGCAUGUACAAGAGUUUCUUCAUCAUAGUGGGAAUGUUCUUAUUGCUUCUUUGUUAUGCUUUUGCUGGAGUGGUUUUAUUUGGUACUGUGAAAUAUGGAGAAAACAUUAACAGACAUGCAAAUUUUUCAUCAGCUGGAAAGGCUAUUACUGUACUCUUCAGAAUAGUUACUGGAGAAGACUGGAACAAAAUUAUGCAUGACUGCAUGGUUCAGCCUCCGUUUUGUACGCCAGAUAACAGCACCUACUGGAAAACAGACUGUGGAAAUUAUGCUGGUGCUCUUAUGUAUUUCUGUUCAUUUUAUGUCAUCAUUGCAUACAUCAUGCUAAAUUUGCUUGUUGCUAUAAUUGUGGAAAAUUUCUCAUUGUUUUACUCAACUGAAGAAGACCAACUUUUAAGUUAUAAUGAUCUUAGGCAUUUUCAAAUUAUAUGGAACAUGGUUGAUGACAAAAGAGAGGGAGUCAUCCCUUCCUUCCGAGUGAAAUUUCUACUGAGGCUUCUGCGGGGCAGGCUGGAGGUAGAUCUCGACAAGGAUAAGCUGCUGUUCAAGCACAUGUGCUAUGAAAUGGAACGGCUCCAUAAUGGCGGUGAUGUCACUUUCCAUGAUGUGCUCAGCAUGCUUUCCUAUAGGUCUGUUGAUAUCAGAAAAAGUCUUCAGCUGGAAGAGCUGCUUGCUAGGGAACAACUGGAAUAUACCAUAGAGGAGGAGGUGGCCAAGCAGACCAUACGAAUGUGGCUGAAGAAGUGCUUAAAACGAAUUAGAGCAAAACAACAGCAGUCAUGCAGCAUUAUCCAUAGUCUACGAGAGAGUCAACAGCAGGAGUUGAGCCGAUUUCUGAAUCCUCCCAGCAUUGAGACAACACAGCCAAGUGAAGAUAUGAAUGCCAUUAAUCAGGAUAACAGUGCACAGCCAGAGACAAGUAGCCAGCAGCAGCUCCUUAGCCCAACACUUUCUGACAGAGGUGGUUAUCGACAAGAUUCUGCAGAUGCUGGGAAGCCUCAGCGGAAAUUUGGACAAUGGCGUUUGCCGUCGGCCCCCAAGCCAAUAAGCCAUUCAGUGUCUUCAGUCAACCUUCGCUUUGGUGGACGUUCAACUAUGAAAUCUGUUGUAUGCAAAAUGAAUCCCAUGUCUGAUGCUACUUCUUGUGGAUCAGAAGUCAAGAAAUGGUGGACAAGGCAAUUAACUGUGGAGAGUGAUGAGAGUGGAGAGGACCUCCUUGAUAUCUGA